UGCACGAACGUACUUCUGCUUCGCUGUGCAAUACGAAUUACUAUGACUACGUCUGCAUAGCGCGACCGUGUUUUUUCUCGCGGUCGUGGCGCGUCUUAUCAGGUUCGUCUUAUCAAAUCCGUGCGUCUAUAUUAUUCUGUGAAUGCUAUACGUUUUUUUUUUUUUGUUUUUACUUUUCCCGCUUUGCUCCCCUCGAGUCUCGCUCGCGAUUUUUUUAUGAUCGUUUCUCGACCCCCCCCGUCAUAUCGUCCCUCCGUUCUUCCAGAUCCAAACUAUCACCACCGCCAUCCCUGCCAUCGGACACGACGAUGUGGAGUCCCACGCACGUACAGGUCACAGUUCAGAGGACCAGGAAUCUGAACGUCAAAAGCAAAAACGCAAAAAAUGAUGUAUUUGUUACUAUUGGUUUGGGUAAAGAAAAGUAUCAAACAUCGCCUAAAGAAAAGGCUGUUGAUGCUGAAUUUACCGAAUGGCAUGAAGUUUGUGAAUUGCAAAUCCCAAAACAAGGAAAUACUGCUGAAUUAGUACUUAGUGUACUUCAUAGAAAUUUUUUGGGAAUAGACCAAUUUUUAGGCCAAACAACAAUACCAUUAGCAGAUAUAGAUGUAUAUGAACGUCCUAAAAGCAAAUGGUAUCCAUUGAAAAGUAAAAAUGGUCAAGAAAACAAAGACCGUGGUGAAUUGCAAGUUAAAAUUGCAUUUACAGUUAAAUCUGGAAGUUUAUUAGAUCUUAGCAAGAAAGAAAAACAUAGACUAUCUGUUGGUCAAUUAUCACAUACCGCUUCUAACAUUAGUGGUAGUUUGAUGAGCAUUAGUAGUGUUGAUAAAAAAUCUUUUAAAAAACUAGCCAAGACAAUAACGGGAAAAAUUAAACGAGAAAAAAAAAUCCAAGAAAUAUCAUCGUCUAGUAUUAAUUUAAGCUUAGAAAAUCCGAACAAAAUAAAAUCCUCACAAGCUAGAGAUGAUGCUGACCCUGGUGUCAUUAGUGAUGAUGACGAUUUUGCUCUUGAAGAUUUAUCUCAUAAAGGAUCAGCAUGCUCUUUAGACACAUCAGGUCAAUCUGAUCGUAAAACUGUAAAUGAUUCACCUAUAAGUGGAUUGACUGUAAAUUUGUAUGGAUCAGUUGAGAGUGUCGGUAACAAUGAUACAUUAAGUAAAUCUCCAAUUAUGAAUCGGUCACCAGUUGCACAACAACAAGAUGAAUGGCAAAGAAAACUUUACAAAAACAAAGAUAACACAUUGAAACUUGCUGACACUUUAAAGUCAAAACUAAAGGACACGGUGGAAAUGCCCAUCAGUCAUGAUAAGAGCAAGGAUAAAAGUCCAACACCAUCCCUUAAAAAUAGUCCUAAAGUGCAGAAGAAACAUCUCAUUUCACCGCUGGAUGAUCGUUCUUACAACCAUAAAGAAACUAAUCAUGAAAAUGAAAGUUCUCCGAAAAAUAAAUCAGCACUAUCUUCAUGGAACAAAGCAUAUGAGCGAAUCAUAAUAGGAAAAGAAAAAGAUUCCAGUCAUGUCCAAAAUUCUCAUUCAAAACUUUCUCCAGAAGUCCUUCAGAAAUUUGAUGGUAAAUCCAGGGAUGAUCUGAUUGAAAUGAUUCUUCAGCUGCAGAGCAGUAUGCGUGAGGAGAUCAAACAUAGAACAGAAAUGGAAGAGUACUUGGAUAAGUUGUUGUUGCGAGUCAUGGAAACAUCUCCGAAAAUCUUGCAAACACCAUACAUUUGCUACUCCAAUAACAACCAUGUUUUGUAAUAUGAACCGAUCACAAAUAUUUUUAUUACUAUCAGCCACUAGGAAGCUCUUAGAGUAUUGGUUAUACCUUACUCAUUGAAAAUCAGUGUGUAAUAUAACACAUACAUUAUGAGUUCUUAGUUAACAAUAUUAUUUGUACAAUGAGAGUUAAUUAAAUUACCAUUGAGUAUAUUUUUGUACCGUUUAUUAUAUUUCUAUUUUUAUAAAUUAUUUAGGUACACAUAAUUGUACUUGAGUGAGAUUUUUUGUAGAAAGAUGCAGCACAUAAAUAAUAGUCAAUUAAUUUGAUCAAUUGAUCACUAUUCAACUAACUUAUUAUUUUGAAUUUUUGUUUUUUUUUUUCAUUCUUUGUUUUGGAGAAAUUUAUUAUUUAUAUUAUUUUUAAGAUGGUGAUCGUACAUUUUCUUACCACUACAUUUUAAACACAAAUUACAAUUUUAGAACAACAU
Messenger RNA from Sipha flava (yellow sugarcane aphid), 2200 nucleotides. RefSeq names its product rab11 family-interacting protein 5 (gene Rip11). Bases 309 to 1751 code for a protein of 480 amino acids. Gene Ontology annotation, molecular function: small GTPase binding. NCBI's taxonomy places the organism in Eukaryota, Metazoa, Arthropoda, Insecta, Hemiptera, Aphididae. Gene Ontology annotation, biological process: regulated exocytosis. The record is from RefSeq and is a predicted model, not a curated record. The transcript is spliced from 11 exons. Gene Ontology annotation, cellular component: intracellular membrane-bounded organelle.